This is a messenger RNA of Elgaria multicarinata webbii, 10838 nucleotides long. It is a transcript of the gene ABCA12, whose product is annotated as ATP binding cassette subfamily A member 12. Gene Ontology annotation, cellular component: intracellular membrane-bounded organelle; membrane. The record is from RefSeq and is a predicted model, not a curated record. Bases 110 to 10477 code for a protein of 3455 amino acids. Gene Ontology annotation, biological process: lipid transport; transmembrane transport. The transcript has 52 exons. NCBI's taxonomy places the organism in Eukaryota, Metazoa, Chordata, Lepidosauria, Squamata, Anguidae. Gene Ontology annotation, molecular function: ABC-type transporter activity; apolipoprotein A-I receptor binding; ATP hydrolysis activity.
AUCUACGAACGACUACCGUUCUUGGAGGGUCACAGCAUAGGUUUUGGGCAACCUAAAGCUGGGAAGAGAGAAAGACUAGUUGGUUUGUUUCUCCUGAGCUCUUCUAAGGAUGGCUUCCCUCUUUCAGCACCUGCGGGUGCUGCUGUGGAAAAAUUGGCUGAGCAUCAAAAGGCAACCCCUUUGGUCAUUCACAUUAAUUGCAUGGCCUGUAUUUUUAUUCAUCCUUUUGGCCACCAUACGAACCAGAUUUCCUCCAGAACCUGAGCCAAACUGUUAUCUUGCUCCCCGGAACCUUCCUAGUGCAGGUUUCUUCCCAUUUCUCCAAACGGUGCUUUGUGGUUCAGAUGCCACCUGCAAAAGCACACCGUAUACACCUGAAGACCUGCUACCCAAACUGAAUAGUAUCUUGCCCAUAAGCAGAAAACGGAGAAGGUCAGCUAACCUGGAGAAGGACAGCAAUCCAUCAUCCCAGAGUGCUGAUGCUCCGAAAAGCAGGAAUGGUUCAUUGGACAAAAUUGAUCCAGCAGCGAAUCUGAAGAACACUUCAUCAUCUGUUCGCCGUGCCAGUAUUCAUGUGCUCAACAAGAUCCUCAGACUGGCAGAAAUGCAAAAACCGUCUGUAGCAAAUCUUAAAGCUGAGAUCUGUGAGGUUAUGCCAGCAAAUGCAUCCUCACAGAGUCUCCUUUGGGAAGUCAUCGGAACCAACACCUAUCAGACAUUUUGCUUCAGCAACCUGUCUCUUAUGGAAUCAUUUUUUCAAGAAUUCAGAAAUCAGACUUCUAAAUUAAAGCAGGAUUCACAGUACCAGAUGUCUUUUCUCAAGGAAAUAGUUUCAUUCUUAUCACUCAUCUCCGAAGUGCAGAAUGACACUUCCUUAUGGCGUAUCCUUCUGAUGGCGCAAGAUCUCACUCAAGGUGUCACCAAUAUGAAGAAUAUGGUUGCUACCCUUCGGAACACAAACAGAAAAGUAUUCUCAAAAUACAAUUUUGCUGGUGAAGAAUUGGUUGGUGAAGCGGGCCAACUCUCAAAGGAUGUAGAAACCAAUGAGAAAUCUCUACAACUUCUCAAAGAUUUGCAAGAGAAAUUUAGUACUGCUGAAAUGAAAAACCUGGAGCUAUUCAAGGAAUCUGAGCACAAAACUAUACUAGGAUUGGCUGGAAUUCUGCAGCAAGCAGCAGGAGACCAAGAUAAUAAACUAAAAGAUCUAUUAACUAAGGAAGAAAUCAACAGACCCCACAACUUCACAUCUUCGCUGCUUCAGAACAGCUCCAAUGGGUUGCCGUUUUUUGACAUAAUGGCCCACUUGAAAGAAGUUCCAAAUAUCCACAACUUAGCUAGAAGCAUUUGGGAACUAGCUUUUUUAAAUAAGACUGACUUUAACACCACAAAGACAUGGCAAACUAUCAAAACGAUAACAUCUCACAGAUUUUCGGACAUGCCUGAAAGAUUUCGAAGGUACUUAACUUCAAUGCAACAAAUACCAUCAUUGUUUGCAAAUUCUCUGCUUAAACCUACAACUAUUGAGAACUUUCCCGAGAAGCUCCUGGCACUCCAGAAAAUCUUUGAUAUUGUGGCAGAUGUUAACUCAAAUCACAAUUACCUCCUAAUGCAGUUCAUUAAUGACAUGAUGCAGAAAAUCCAAAAUUCAAUUAAUGAAUCCCAAUGGAAUGAAUUCAAUGUUUAUUGGCAUAUUAGUGAAAUACUCAGGUCUGCAAAAUGGAAUGAUACAGAUAUAAUUGCCUAUGGGCAGGUUUUAGACAUACUGCACAAUGGUCUGUACACCCACCACAAUGGGUCAGGUCGUCCCUUGAAAACAGAGCUUGAAAAAUUGACUAAAUUUGUGAACUAUUUACUGAAAGAGAAUGGUGAAGAAAGCAUCAGUGGGGCAAAUGUCUCAAUGGUUUUAGAAGCCAUCAUGAAAACGCUGCACGUGUUAGAGGAUCUGGAGGAAAAGUACCUCAAUGAAUUAGUUACUGUCAAUCCACUAAUGAAUGUCAAUAAUGAAACUCUCCAGAGAUUAUUUCAAAUAUUCAAGGAAGGCAGAGAUAUACUUUCUGAUCCCAGGUUGACAGAAGCAUCUAGUCUUAAAAAAAUUGACACCCUCUUCAGUUUUUCGCACAAGUUACUUUUUCGGGAGUUUUAUAGGAUGAAAGCAUGGCCUAAUUCAUCAGUAGAAGCAAAAGUGUCAGAAUUUUUGUAUUUAACAUUGAGCCCUUUUCUAAGAGGCGAUAUCCAGGCUAACGAAAGGCUGCCAGACUGCACUAUCAAAGACUUCCAUCUCAUUUCUGUUGAAGUGUUAUUGAGCAAUGCCACGCUCAAGGAAGCCUUAAGAGGAAGCAACUGCAGUUUCCUUUUUACUGCCGCUGAUUUUGAAAACCGAACAACUCACCACCAUACAUUUACUGAAUUGUUUCACCUUGCAAUAAGAAAUUUAAAAUCAAUGCCAACUUUUGAUACAUUCCACAAAGACAAAAGGAGAUACUUUCCCAAUGCAUUUCAGUGUCUCAUCAAAUCAUUACAACUUUCAUCAGGGUUUCUCUCUAAAUGGAACAGUUUCUAUAACUAUAAGAAUCCCUGGAUACAAAAGAUGCAUGAUAAUCUAACAGCUAUCUCUGACAGCCUGUCUCAGAGUAAUCUAACCUGCCAAGAACCAUUGUUUGGCAACAUGGAUGUUAUAAAUGAAUCUUUUGUUUUACACCUUUUGAGUCAUUUUAUGCUGAACGAAACAGACGCUCACGCACAGAAUGUAUCCGGCAGUCCAUCAGUGUGGAACCAAGCACUUGUGUCUUUUAUUUUGCUACACAGCGAACCCCAUAAGAACGCCACCAUAUCAAAGCUGUUAGAAGUGAACAAAAAUGCUGUCAACCAAUCAAAAUGGAAAUAUUUCUCAAAGGCCUUGAAUGAGGUUGCAAAUAUGUUGAGCUCCAAUCAGAAUGUGACAACUGCAAAGCAGUAUGUUCAACUACUAGAAAUGACAAGAAAAGCUCUAAUUCUUGUUGUCACAAGCUUAGCUCCCAAUAAAACAGAAACACAUCAGUUCCUUGAAUCCUUAAGUUGGGGAAUGAAAGCUUCCUAUUUAGAAGAGAUACUUAGUUCAAUAAAAUCCUUCUUCAAUGUAACUUCUGAGAUAGAUUACAAAAAUUAUUUAGGAGGACUUUUUAAUACACUUUCUCCACCUAUUGACGUCCUCGUUCAAAGACUUUUGUACACUAAUCCUCAUUGGGAAGAAACUAAGCAGGCGUUGAACUUAACUACGUUGUUUUUAGGCAAGACCAGUUUUAAGUUAGCAAUGAUAUGGAGAACUAUCCAGGAGGUGAUGUUGUGGAAAUUUGACAAAACACAGGAAAUCCCAUUGCAGUUUUCAAAAUUUCUGCUUAAUUCUACAGCCACCAAAAACAUUUUGGAGCAGCUUUUAACCUUUCAGGAUUCCAACUAUAACACAACAAAUGUAAACAUGAGUCGGGACUAUCCCUUGGUUGCUUAUCUUUCAGGAAUAAUGCAAAGAACAAACAAUGCCUCUAUGAAAUCCCGGUGGAAUGAGUGGAGUGCCUUUGGGCAUAUUGAUGAACAGCUAAGAUCCGUGAAGUUAAAGAGUACAAACCUAGAUACACACAGGCAUUUUUUAAAUAUACUACACCAACGUCUAGCUGAACAGGAUAAUGAACAUGGUCUUGAUUUCAGCCUAGAACUGGAGACGUUGACUAGACUUUUAUCUGAUGUACUACAAAGGUUUCUAUUUUCAGAAUUUGAAAAUAACUUCCUACAGUUAUCACCUAAUAAUGGCUUCAGAUCGUACUUGACUUGCAUAAUGAAUGUGUCUGAAGGUCUAGCUAGUGAAUUGUCAGAAAAUGCUGCCCUUCCUCCAAACAUAGCACAGUUAAAAAGGGUUCUUUUCACCUCCCGUGAUACUUACAAGAACUAUUUGUCGGUUCCAGAGAUCUUGAUGUUAAGAGUGAGUAGGCUUCUACAUCUCCGAAACCUCACAUCUCUCCUUUGUGACCGCGAGAGCAUCCGUUCAUUACAGCAAACAUGCCAGCUCCCUGACGUUAAUUUUGCAGAGUUGUGCGAUCAAAGUGAAUUACACAAGAAGCUUCUUCAUAGUGUAGAACUAAGUGAUCGCCUUGUGACCAGUUUCGUUAAACGUAGAAGCUUGAUUGCAGAGUUUCAAGAAAUAGUCGUUGGGGAUCCGAAAAGACUCCAGCAAGAAAUUUACUGGUUACAAGAAGACGUGCCACUGCUUAAAUACUUUCUUGAUAUCCCCAAGUAUGUGGCUUCUUUGAAUUCUGUAGUGAAUAUCACUAAGAAUACAGCACAUCCCAGAAAACAAGGUACACUAAUAGAUCUGUUCAGAAAUGUUGAUGGCCUCAGGUACGAUCUCAGAAAUACUGUGGGAAUGUCAACAGAAAGUGUCAAUGCUUUGUUAGAAAUGCCUCUUCCAGAAAACAAAAUACAGCUGAUUUUUCAGAUCAUCCAGUUGGAGCUCUGUGACCCUGAUGCUGCUGUCCCGGAACUGGAAGUCAUAACAGCGCAGCUCUGCAACCUCUCAUUCACUGAAAGGGCCCACAAAUCUUACAUUUUAGGGGUCACGCUUCUGCAUUACCUGGAUGUUGGCAACUUUAUAUACAAGGUGUUCUUUCCUAAGGAACUACAAACACCUCUGGAUAAUCUAUUGGAUCUCCUCAAGGAUUUGGACCACUUCAAGAAACAGGUUGCAUCUGAUGUCCACCCACUCUUUGAUGCAAUUCAUCUCCUUAAAAAACUGCAGCAGUCAAGAAAUGCACCAUUUUCCAAGGCACUGUUCCAAACUAGCAACCUAACAAUGAAUAGAGGGACAUUUAAAACCAUUUCUAAAGCUCUGUGCAACAUGGAGAUCUCUCCUUUGUUUUUUGAAUCUCUGCUGCCUGAUUUUGAAGAGCAGAAUGUUCACCACCCUUCUGUCCAAGAUGAAUGUGUGCAACAUAUUAAGAAGAAAUUUGGCAUUCCACAGGAUUUGACACCAUUCUGCACAUUAUUCUUUUUGGACUUGGUUAAGACACCUUCUGGGGCUUUAAUUUGGUCUUUCCUAAAGCCCCUGCUGUUUGGGAGGAUUCUCUAUACACCAGACACUCCUGAAACAGAAGCGAUCAUGGAGAAGUCUAAUUCAACAUUGAAACUGAUGGCUGACUUAAUACAAAAUUCCCAGAAGUGGCUGGACAAUGCACCAUUGCUUAAGAAAUCCCUGACCAUGUUAGAUGAGACUAUUCCAGUACUGAAGAAUGCGUUGCAGAACCCUUUUAUACAAGUCUUCAUCAGACUCACGGUGCACCUGGAUGCUGUUGAUCUUCUCAAUCAAAUUGAUGAGUUGGAUGAUAUACGUUUGGAACUACAGAAUAAUGCUGACGUCAUAAAUCAGCUUAAUAUCUUAGCAGGAUUAAGCGUAAAUGUCUCUUCGUGUAUCUUGUUUGAUCGCAUUAAGCCAUUCAGGACUGAAGAAGAACUGGAAAAGGUGGCAAAAGAUUUCUUUUUGAAGAAUGAACUUUUGGCAAGUAUUAUUUUCAAGAUGCCCUCAGAUAGGAAGAGAGAGGAGAGCGCAACCUCUGGUGGUCUUUCCCUUCCACCGCUAAUCAAUUAUACCAUCCGAAUGAGCAGCAAGAUUUCCCAAACGACACAAAGAAUACGAGAAAAAGUCUGGACGGUGGGUCCACAUAACUCAGUCUCGCAGAGCCAAAUCUACAGUCGAGCAUUUGUCUACAUCCAGGAUAGCAUUGAUAGAGCAAUCAUUGAAUUACAGACUGGGAAAAAUGCAGAAGAGAUAGCUGUACAAGUUCAGGCUACACCGUACCCCUGCUACAGUAAAGACAUGUUCCUAACUAGUGUGACCUAUUCUCUCCCAUUUUCACUGAUGGCUGCUUGGAUACUUUUCGUUGCGGCUUUUGUGAAGAAACUCGUUCAAGAAAAAGACCUGCGGCUUUAUGAGUAUAUGAAGAUGAUGGGUGUCAAUUCCAGCAGCCACUUCUUUGCUUGGUUCAUAGAGUGUGCCACCUUCCUCUUAAUCACUAUCACAUGUCUCAUUAUCGUCUUCAAAGUUGGGAAUAUCCUUCCCAACAUAAAUGUCGUGAUCUUAUUCCUGUACCUCGUGGACUACAGCCUCUCCAUCAUAGCCAUGUGCUACCUCAUCAGUGUUUUCUUCAACAACACCAACAUCGCAGCUUUGGUUGCAUGCCUCAUCUACAUCCUGACCUUUUUCCCCUUCAUUGUCCUCCUUAUUGUUGAGAAUCACAUCAGCUUCUCUGGGAAGAGCCUACUGGGCCUCUUGUCUCCAACUGCGUUCAGCUAUGCAAGCCAAUAUAUCGCCCGCUAUGAAGAAAAAGGCAUUGGCAUCCAAUGGGAUAACAUGUAUGAAUCGCCUAUGUCAGGAGACAACACUAAUUUUGGCUGGAUGUGUUGGCUAAUUCUGAUAGAUUCCUUUAUUUAUUUCAUUCUGGGGUGGUACAUAAGGAAUGUUUUUCCAGGAAAGUAUGGUAUGGCAGCCCCAUGGUAUUUCCCACUUCUUCCGUCUUAUUGGGCUGAGCGCUAUGGUUACAUUCCAGCAUGGAGUGAGAAGAUAAAAGAUUAUCUUUUCACCAAUUUCUUUUUAAGAAAACAGCCAACGUUCCCUGAAAAGAUGUAUGUUCAGAGUGCUUUGUCUUUUAACCUUGAGCCUGAACCUACAAACUUAACCCUGGGAGUUUCUCUUCAUGGAAUAACAAAGACCUAUGGAUCCAAAGCUGCUGUUCAGAAUCUCAACCUGAACUUCUAUGAAGGAAACAUCACUUCAUUGCUGGGCCAUAAUGGAGCUGGGAAAACUACCACAAUAUCUAUUCUAACCGGUCUGUUUCCUGCUUCAUCCGGCACAAUAUUUGUGUAUGGAAAAGACAUCAGAUCUGACCAGGAUAUCAUUCGGAAAAACAUGGGGAUUUGCAUGCAGCACAAUGUAUUAUUUAGUUACCUCACCACAAAGGAGCACCUGCUCUUAUAUGGCUACAUCAAGAUACCUCACUGGAGCAAGCAGGAGUUAUAUGAAGAAGUAGAAAGGACUUUGAAGCAAACCGGAUUAUACAACCAUCGUCACAAGCUGGCUGGUUCCUUAUCAGGAGGAAUGAAAAGAAAGCUGUCAAUAUCUAUUGCUCUUCUUGGAGGUUCAAAGGUUGUGAUUUUGGAUGAACCAACGACUGGGGUUGAUCCAUGUUCCAGGAGAGGCAUUUGGGAGAUUAUAUCAAAAAAUAGAAAAGGCAGAACAAUCAUUCUCUCCACCCAUCACUUGGACGAGGCAGAGGUGUUGAGUGACCGGAUUGCAUUCUUGGAAAAUGGUGGGCUCAAGUGCUGUGGAUCCCCAUUCUACCUCAAGGAAACAUUUAGCAGUGGAUACCAUCUCACACUUACUAAAAAAAAGAGCUCAAUUUUAAAUGUGGCAGAGGACUGUGAUACUUCUGCCGUGACAGCCAUGAUCCAGUCUCAUCUUCCAGACGCCUUCCUCAAGGAAGAUAUUGGUGGAGAGCUUGUCUAUGCACUUCCCCCGUUUAACAGUAAAGUCUCUUCAGCCUAUCAAUCUCUUCUGAGUGGCCUGGACAGCGGUUUGAGUGAUCUCCAUAUCGGGUGCUACGGAAUUUCCGACAGCACUGUGGAAGAAGUAUUUCUCAAUUUGACCAAAGACCUAGAAAAAAAUGAACAAGCUGAUGCAGAGUUGUCACAAGAGGCGUUGAAUUACACUCUGGAGAACGAUGACCUGAGCUCCAAUAACUUCACUGAAAGAGAUGACCAAGCCCUGGUUAAGUUGAGGAAGCCAGGCCACAUUCCUCUCUUGGUGAGGAGGGCCACAGCCUUGUUCAUCAAGAGGUUCCAUCACACUCGGCGCAAUGUGAAAGGUUUUAUUGCUCAGGUUUUACUUCCUGUGCUCUUUGUGACUGCUGCUAUGGGCCUCGGGAACUUGAGAACUAAGGUGGAAGAAUACCCUGCACUCCACCUUUCACCAUCCCUGUACGGUUCUUCUGGCCAGGCGGAUUUCUUUGGAAAUUAUAAUGAAACCACUGAUUCUUUGGUUGCUUCAUUGCUUUCUUUCCCUGGAGCAGAUAACACAUGCCUGAAUAAAAGUAAUUUAGAAUGUUUCAACAAGGACGAGCCUGGCGAGUGGGUAUUCAGUGGGAACCAGAGCGCUCAGUAUUCUGCAUGCAACUGCACAGACAGCAGACAGGUUUGUCCAAAGAUUAACCUAAUUCCACCCCACAAGAGGACUUUCUUCUCCCGGAUAAUUUAUAACCUUACUGGGCAUGAUGUAGAGACUUACCUUUUAGUUACUGCCAAAGGCUAUGUGCAGAAAAGGUAUGGUGGUUGGAGUUUUGGACUGCCUUUGACUAGUGACCUCCAGUUCGAUAUACUUCCAAUACCUGCUAACAGAACAGUAACUAAGGUCUGGUAUAAUCCAGAAGGUUAUCACAGUCUCCCAGCCUACCUCAACAGCCUGAAUAACUUCAUACUCCGAGCUAACUUGCCAAAAGAAAACUCUUCUGGAUACGGCAUUUCGGUCGUUGCUCAUCCUUAUCCUGGUGGAGAGAGUCAAGAACAAGCCAUGCUUAGUAGUUUACUGGAUAUCAUUGUCUCCAUGUCUGUUCUGAUUGGCUACUCCAUCACAACAGCCAGCUUUGUGCUUUACGUGGUAAAGGAACAUCAAACCAAAGCAAAACAGCUACAGCAUAUCUCAGGCAUCAGUGUAACAAGCUACUGGGUGACUAAUUUCAUUUACGACCUGGUUUACUUUCUGGUACCCGUUACACUCUCAGUAGGAAUAAUUUCAGCUUUUCAGAUUCCGGCUUUCUUCAACGACAAUAAUAUUUUGGCUGUAUUCCUACUUCUUCUCCUAUUUGGAUACGCAACGUUUUCAUGGAUGUACUUGCUGGCUGGAAUCUUCAAGGAAACCGGAAUGGCCUUUUUAGUUUAUGUCUGCAUCAACUUGUUCUUUGGUGUCAACACAAUCAUAACACAUUCCGUUGUGUUUCUAAUUUCCCAAGAAAAGGCCACGGAUCAGGGCUUGCAUGACCUUGCUGAAACUCUGAGACAUGUUUUCCUGAUGUUCCCACAAUUCUGUUUUGGAUAUGGAUUGAUUGAACUGUCGCAGUACCAAGCCCUGAUGGGUUUCUUAAAAGCCUAUGGAGUGGAUUAUCCUAACAAAACUUUUGAGAUGGAUAUGAUAAGCUCUAAGCUUCUUGCGAUGUUCAUCCAGGGGACGAUAUUUUUUUCCAUCCGGCUCCUGAUCGAUGACGGGACAUUUCAGAAAAUCUGGUAUAAUAUAUUAGAAUUCCUAUUUAGCAAAGUGCAUGGCAAGCCUCCUCACCAGCUGGAAACCAUUGAUGAGGAGGAAGACAAGGAUGUUCAAGCAGAAAGGGAGCGAGUCACCUUGGGCCUGGCAGAUUGCGACAUUUUACAGCUCCAGAAUCUCACCAAAAUCUACCAUCUUCCCCACCGAAGGAUUGUGGCGGUAAAAAAUGUCAGCAUUGGCAUCCCAGCAGGGGAGUGUUUUGGCUUGCUUGGUGUGAACGGAGCUGGGAAAACGACCAUCUUCAAAAUGCUGACAGGAGAUAUUGCGCCAUCUAGUGGAAGGCUACUUGUGCGAGAUGAAUCUGGAUCCUUGAAUGAUAUUGAUGAUGCACACUGGUCACUAUUUGGGUACUGCCCUCAAGAAGAUGCUCUUGAUGACUGGCUGACAGUGGAAGAACACAUGUAUUAUUAUGCUCGAUUACAUGGCAUCCCAGAGAAACAUAUUAAAGGGAUUGUCCUUCAGCUUCUUUAUCGACUUAACCUGAUGCCCUACAAACAUAGAAUCACCUCGAUGUGUAGCUAUGGCACCAACAGAAAGUUAUCAGCUGCUCUGGCCCUUCUUGGGAAACCAUCAAUUUUACUGCUGGAUGAACCAAGCUCUGGAAUGGAUCCUAAUGCUAAGAGGCAUCUGUGGAAAAUCAUCACUGAGGAAGUACAGAACCAAUGUUCAGUGAUACUUACUUCUCACAGCAUGGAAGAAUGUGAGGCGCUCUGCACGCGGCUGGCUGUCAUGGUAAACGGCCGUUUCCAGUGCAUGGGUUCACUGCAGCAUAUAAAGAGCAGAUUCGGAAGAGGAUUUACUGUGAAGAUGCAUUUGAAUAACGAUGCAGUUUGCAUAGAGAAGCUGACAGAAUUUUUGCAGACGAACUUUCCAAAUACACAUUUAAAGGACCAUCAGCUGAAUAUGGUGGAAUAUCAUGUCCCGGUGUCUGCAGGAGGUGUAGCAAACAUAUUUCAACUGCUGGAGUCGAACAAAGCAAUCUUCAGAAUCAGGCACUUCUCAGUGAGUCAAACGACUCUAGAAGAGGUUUUCAUCAACUUUGCUAAAGCUCAAACUGGCCCUGAUAUUUCGGAUGCGAGUUCAGAUAUAGGCUCAGACAGCUUUGACUUAAGCAGCCAAGAUUCUAACAUAACAGCGAUCUGCUAAAGCCUUAGGCUGAGGUUCCCUGCUGUUCUACUAAGAUUUUAUUUUGAGAAGAUAUUUUAUGCAUUCGUUUUGUAAUCCGGAACAGAGGCACCUGAAUGGAGGCAGCCAACCUUAUAUCAGAGUGGCCUAUUACUUGUUUCUCGACUUUCAGUUUUUGUGCUCAUGAAUUACAUAUGCCAAGGAUGUGUAGCAGACACAGAUACAUUUGGCCUCAUCUGCUUGGGAACUUCCCUUCCUGAUGCAGUCCCCAUAACUAUAAUCACUAGAAGAAAACAACUGCUCUUUAUUUAGGGUCAUAAGCUAAAACUUGGCUGUGUGCAUGGAUUAUGUCAGUAUUAAAUAAAAUUAUUUAAAAUCUGAA